AUGGCCACCACACUACUGGAUUCAAAUUCGCCAACAACUGCACAGGCCCACAGCAAUUGGGUUGUGCAGAAAUUCGGCGGCACUAGUGUUGGCAAGUUCGCGCUCAACAUCACUGAGCAGGUGGUCAAACCCAGCCUUGUGCACAACAGAGUUGCCGUUGUAUGUUCUGCACGGAGCAGUUCGACCAAAGCUGAAGGCACCACAAACAGAUUAUUGCGAGCAGCGCGGCAUGCCGAGAACCCUAACUCGCAGGAUUAUCUGGCAUUGGUGGAGGCUGUUCGUUUGGAACAUGUCAAAGUCGCCCAGGAAGAAUUGCAGUCGGCGGAAUUGAGGGAGCAGGCGAUUGCGGACAUCACCGGAGAAAUCGAACGAGUACUCAAGGUCCUCGAGGCCGCCCAGACCCUGGGAGAGAUCAGUGCACGCUGUGUGGAUAAGGUAAUCAGUGCCGGCGAGAAGCUGAGCUGUCGGCUCAUGGCCGCCUUGCUGCAAGACCGCGGGGUGGAUUCGCAGUAUGUGGAUCUGUCCGACAUUAUUGAUUUCCCUAUUGGCAACCACGGUCUGGAUCAGGACUUUUAUAAUAACCUGGCUGCGGCUUUCGGUCGCAAGGUCGAGGUUUGUGGGCAUCGAGUGCCUGUGAUGACCGGUUACUUCGGCCCCAUUCCCGGAGGUCUGCUCGAUCAGAUCGGUCGUGGAUAUACCGAUCUGUGUGCGGCUCUUGUCGCUGUUGGCACCCGCGCGCAGGAGCUGCAAGUGUGGAAGGAGGUUGACGGUAUCUUCACUGCGGAUCCCCGUAAAGUGCCCACGGCUCGCCUGCUCCCCACCAUCACCCCCGCCGAAGCCGCCGAAUUGACGUUCUAUGGAUCCGAAGUCAUCCAUCCGUUCACCAUGGAGCAAGUUAUUCGCGCACGGAUUCCCAUCCGCAUCAAGAAUGUCAUGAACCCGAGGAACGAGGGCACCAUCAUCUUCCCCGACUCUGUGGCCGAAUUAGAGAGAACCACACCAGGACAUGAUCCCCGUCUGUUCCGCACCCGGAGUCCCAGUUUCCUGAAGACCCCCAAACGGCCCACGGCAGUGACCAUCAAACACAAUAUCCUGGUCAUCAACGUACAUUCCAACAAGCGGUCGCUAUCCCAUGGUUUCUUUGCAGGCAUUUUCUCCGUGCUGGACAAGUGGCGCCUCUCCAUUGAUUUGAUCUCGACCAGUGAGGUCCAUGUGUCUUUGGCCCUUCACUCGGAGAUGCCCAUGCUCAAUGGCAACGGACGGGAUGAAUAUCAGAUCGUGAACGAGGAUCUCCAAGGUGCAUUGAAUGACCUCGGGCGGUAUGGAACCGUGGACAUCAUUCCUGAGAUGGCUAUCCUCAGCCUGGUCGGCAAACAGAUGAAGAAUAUGAUCGGCGUAGCCGGCCGUAUGUUCACUACUCUCGGGGAGAACAACGUGAAUAUCGAGAUGAUUUCGCAAGGUGCAAGUGAGAUCAAUAUUUCCUGCGUCAUUGAAGAACGAGAUGCCGACCGUGCCCUGAAUAUCAUCCAUACGAGCAUGUUCACCUUUUUGGACUAA
This is a messenger RNA of Penicillium bovifimosum, 1557 nucleotides long. RefSeq names its product aspartate kinase. Gene Ontology annotation, biological process: amino acid biosynthetic process. The transcript has 4 exons. The record is from RefSeq and is a predicted model, not a curated record. Gene Ontology annotation, molecular function: aspartate kinase activity. NCBI's taxonomy places the organism in Eukaryota, Fungi, Ascomycota, Eurotiomycetes, Eurotiales, Aspergillaceae. Bases 1 to 1557 code for a protein of 518 amino acids.